Messenger RNA from Phytophthora infestans T30-4, 3531 nucleotides. Its product is annotated as isoleucyl-tRNA synthetase. The transcript has a single exon. The record is from RefSeq and is a predicted model, not a curated record. Gene Ontology annotation, molecular function: ATP binding; tRNA binding; isoleucine-tRNA ligase activity. The coding region runs from base 1 to 3531 and encodes 1176 amino acids. Gene Ontology annotation, biological process: isoleucyl-tRNA aminoacylation. Lineage: Eukaryota; Oomycota; Peronosporomycetes; Peronosporales; Peronosporaceae.
AUGGCGCAAGACUCGGCUGCAUCACGCUCGCUACCCGAGCGCAUCUCGUUCCCCGAUGAGGAGGUGAAGAUCUUGGCGCUCUGGGAACAGCUGGACGCUUUCCACAAGUCUCUGGAGCUGUCCAAAGACCGUAAGCCUUUCACUUUCUACGACGGUCCGCCUUUCGCCACGGGUCUGCCACACCACGGCCACAUUCUAGCCGGCACCAUCAAGGACACGGUCACGCGCUACGCCCACCAGACAGGCCACUACGUUGAACGUCGCUUUGGUUGGGAUUGCCACGGCCUCCCCGUCGAGAAUGAGAUCAACAAGAAGUUGGGCGUCACCACCAAGGAGCAGGUGCUUGAAAUGGGCAUCGACAAGUACAACGCCGAGUGUCGCAGCAUUGUGCAGCGCUACACGAGCGAAUGGGAGCGUGUCGUCAAGCGUAUUGGUCGCUGGAUCGACUGCGAGAACGACUACAAGACGAUGGAGCCGUGGUACAUGGAGUCGGUCUGGAACGUCUUCCGAACCAUCUUCGACAAGGACCUGGUGUACCGUGGGUACAAGAUUCUACCGUACUCUACCGCCUGUACUACGUCGCUCUCCAACUUCGAGGCCAACUUGGACUACCGUGACACCCCCGAUCCUUCGGUAGUCGUCAACUUUCCUCUCGUCGACGAGCCGGACGUCGCGUUUCUGGCCUGGACUACCACCCCAUGGACUCUACCGUCCAACUUGGCGCUGUGUGUCAACGAAUCAUUCGACUAUGUCAAGAUCAAGGACGUGAAGAGCGAGAAAAUGUACAUUCUGGGCGAAGCGCGGCUGUGCCAAGUGUACCCAAAGAUGAGCAAGAAGGGCUACAAGGGAGGAGAGUUCGAGGUCCUUGAGAAGUUCAAGGGAGCGACGCUAGUAGGCAAGAAGUACGAGCCUCUGUUCGACUGCUUCAAGGACUGGCCCAACGCCUUCCGUGUGCUCUCGGAUAACUACGUGUCCGACUCUGGUGGUACCGGUAUUGUCCACCAAGCUCCUACGUUCGGUGAGGACGAUUACCGCGUCUGUGUGCGUGAAGGUGUGGCCGACAAGUUCACGCUCCCGGACCCUCUGGACGACAACGGCGUGUUUACGGACGAGGUGCCGCUAGUUAAGGGACUGCACGUGAAGAAGGCGGACGACGUUAUCUGUCAGGAGCUCAAGACUCGCGGUCGUCUCGUCUCCAAGGGCACAGAGGUGCAUAGCUACCCGUUCUGCUACCGCUCGGGCACGCCGCUGAUCUACCGCGCAAUCCCUGGCUGGUUCGUCAACGUGGAGCGUAUCCGCGACCGCAUUGUAGCCAACAACAAGCUCACGUACUGGGUGCCGAGCUUCGUGCAGGAGAAACGCUUCCACAACUGGCUGGUGGACGGUAAAGACUGGAACAUUUCACGUGGUCGCUUCUGGGGAACACCACUGCCGUUGUGGGUGAGUGACGACUAUGAAGAGGUGGUGUGUGUGGGCUCCAUCGCAGAGCUGGAGGCGCUGACGGGCGAGAAGGUGACGGAUCUGCAUCGCGAGUUCAUCGACCACUUGACAAUCCCGUCCAAGCAAGGCAAGGGCGUGCUGCGUCGUGUCCCCGAGGUGUUUGACUGCUGGUUCGAGAGCGGCUCCAUGCCGUACGCUCAGCAGCACUAUCCGUUCGAGAACAAGAGCAAGUUUGAGGCCAAUUUCCCGGCGGAUUUCGUGGCGGAAGGUCUGGAUCAGACCCGUGGAUGGUUCUACACUCUGAUGGUGCUGUCCACGGCGCUGUUCGACACGCCAGCGUUCAAGAACCUCAUUGUGAAUGGCCUCGUGCUGGCUGAAGACGGUCGCAAGAUGAGUAAGAGCCUCAAGAACUUCACCGACCCAGAGGAGAUCCUGCAAAAGUAUGGCGCUGAUGCCCUGCGUCUGUACCUCAUCAACUCGCCGGUGGUGCGUGCUGAGCCUCUGAAGUUCCAGGCGCCCGGCGUGCUUGGAGUCAUCCGCGAGAUCUUCUUGCCGUGGUUCAACUCGGCUCGUUUCUUCGCGCAACAGGCCACGCGCUUGCAACUGGAGACUGGAGCGGCCUUUGUUCCCGACCGUCUUGCCGCCUUGGCCUCCACGAACGUCAUGGACUCGUGGAUCAUCGCUGCGCUGCAGAACCUCAUCAAGUUUGUGCACGAGGAGAUGAAGGCCUAUCGUCUGUACACUGUGGUGCCGCGUCUCGUUAGCUUCAUCGGCCAGUUGACCAACUGGUACGUGCGUCUCAACCGUCCUCGCCUCAAGGGCAGUGCUGGCAGUGCGGAGGCUGCAGUGGCGCUCUCGGCGCUGUACGAAGUAGAGUACAACCUGGCCAAACUCAUGGCUCCCUUCACGCCCUUCUUCACCGAGUACAUGUACCAAUUCCUGCGUCAGUUCCACCCGAACGUAGUGAACGGCGACGGCAAAGACCUGGCUGAAGACGCGGACGGUGUGUCCCCCAGCGUCCACUUCCUCAUGCUGCCGGACUUUGACGCCAGUCGCGUGGACGAGCAAGUGGAAGUGCUCAUGAAGAACCUGCAGUCGGUGGUCGAGAUGGGGCGCGUCGUACGUGAGCGUCGCACCAUCUCGCUGAAGAACCCCGUGAAGAAGGUCAUUGUGGUGUCCAGCGACCAGAAGACGCUGGACGGUCUGCGUCGGCUGGAGACGUACCUACACGACGAGCUGAACAUGCGCGACCUCGAGUUCUCGACGGACGAGAAGGAGUGGUGCGUGCUCAAGGCCGAGGCGAACAGUCGAGCGCUGGGACGUCGUCUGGGCAAGGCGCUGUCGGCCGUGAAGAAGCAGAUCGCGCAGAUGACGCACGACGACGUGGCUGCGUUUGUUGCGAGUGGCCGUGUGACGGUUGACGGCCACGAACUGACCGGCGACGACCUGUUGGUCAAGCGGGAGUUCAAGGGCGACGCGAAGAUCUUUGAGGCGGAUGUGUCGCCCCAAGGAAACCUCAUGGUCAUCAUUGACACGCGUGAGGACGAGGAGCUGAAGAUGCAGGGAUGUGCACGUGAAGUCAUCACGCGAGUGCAGAAGCUGCGGAAGAAGGCGGGACUGGUGGUGCAGGACAAGAUCCACGUGUACUUUGAGGAGAAGGGAGGCGACAAGGGCCCCAUCUCUACGGCCGUCCAGACGUUCCUGUCGAUGAUCUCGUCCACGUUGGGCACGUCGCCUGCCCCGCUGUCUCUGCAGCCUCCGCACAGUGUGCCGAUUGUGGCGGAGGACGCGCAGUUCGCCGACUCGAGUGUGAAGCUCGUGGUGGCUCGUCCUGCCGUGCUGUUUGCGUCUCAUGACGUGCUGAAGAAGCACGAGGCGACUGUGCCGGUGGAGCAGCUGACGGCGUACGUUGCGUCGAUGAAGUACGCGGAUGUGAAGGCUGCGCUCGAGUCUGCGGACGCUGCGGUCACUGUGCGCACGGCAAGUGCGCAGGUGGCGCUCAAGGCCGACGUGGAGGUUUUCUUGGACGCGAAGGCAUUCGCCAAGGCAUCUGGCAAGACAGAGCUGGCGUGGCUCGCCAAGGAGGCGUAA